AAUUAAAUGACCGUGGUGUGUUUGUUCCGCUAUCCCGCAUCUAUGUGGGGUAACCCGGGUUAAACCUAGCAGCUAUACGGUCCCUGUAGGGCUAACUCCAGCUAAGCUAGCGGGAGCUAAAAGGUUUUUAGCCGCUUCGUCGAGCUAAGUUGUAAAAAGCCGAGGUGAAGUUUGGCUUCAAAGUUUGUCAAACAUGAGUCUGGAGAGGUGUUUAAGCUUUAGCAGAGCUACUCUGAGGUCUGUGUGUUUUACCAAGCAACACCUGCAAAGAUGUGUUCAUAUCUGUGUCAGACGAUCAUCAACCAUGUCCCAGGCCGCCCUUCCGAUUCUCUCCGUCUUCCCCUCUCGAGCUCUGGUGGACGAGAAGUUCAAGGUGCUCGUGGAGAAUCUACCUCCAGGAUGUCCAGUAACAAUCCACUCCCUCCACCACUCCGAGGACCAGGACUACUGGGAGGCCUACGGGCACUACAUUAGCGAUGACAGAGGAAAAGUAUCUGUUUCAGAUGAUUUGAGUUUUGGGGGCACAUACACAGGAAAAGAGCCCAUGGGUUUGUUGUGGAGCAUGCGUCCUGUCCUAGGCAGUCGCAAAGGCCUCAGGUUAAGAAAGAUGAACGUCUGCACGCCGAUGCUGAUGGACAUCUCGGUCUACAGCAGACACGACGGCUUCAGGGACCAGGCUCCUCUGGCCUCGGUGCUCAUAGAGAGAUGGUACAUGGCUCCAGGGGUCCGGAGGAUCGAUAUCAGAGAGAGAGGAGUACGGGGGACCCUGUUUAUACCUCCAGGUCCAGGACCCUUCCCUGGGCUGUUGGACAUGUGGGGGGGCGGUGGAGGGCUGCUGGAGUACCGUUCGGCCUUGCUGGCGUCCCACGGUUAUGUUUCUCUGGCGUUGGAAUAUUUCUCCCCCGGUCAGCUGCAAACAGCAGACCUAGAGUUCAACUAUUUUGAGACAGCAUUUAAUAUCGUCAAGGACCAUCCUCAAGUGAUGCCACACAGAGUUGGAAUAUUUGGCCUCUCCCUUGGCUCGAUUGUGACCAUGGCGUUGGCAGUUGAGAGUAGGAUUGUCAGACCUCGUUGUUGUGUUUGUAUCAGUGGCAACCACUGUUUCCCACCUGGGAGGACCCUCGCUGGAAUCACCGGGGAAGUUGACAUGAAUUAUGACAAAGUGCGUGUGGAUGAGAACAACUAUCAUAUAUGGCGAGAUGUGGGUCUAGCAAUUAUGAAGGAGCCUUCGAGUAAACUGGACAUGGGGAAAAUCAACUGUCCAAUUUUGCUGGUCAACGGUCAUGAUGAUCAGAAUUGGCCUACGGUGGAGUCGGCUGAGGAUAUCGCUGAGAUGAUGCGUGCGGCAGGUAAGGAGCACCUACUGACCAGACUGGAGUAUCCUGAUACUGGACACCUGAUUGAGCCGCCCUUCUCACCGCACUUCAGAGCGACUAAUUUUAUAGUAAACCUCACAAAAGAAAAAGUGAUAAUGCUGUGGGGAGGGCAAACCAAACCCCAUUCUGACGCUCAGGAGGAUUCCUGGAGGAGGAUUUUAACUUUUCUGCAGCAGCAUCUGUACUGCAGUCCAAGUCCCAAAGCAAGGCUGUGAAUGAUUGAAUGAGCACAGACUGCUGCUGGAAAACACAGUGUUGUGUGACAAGGUCAUGAUUUUCCACCCUGACACUACAUGUGGUAUUGGUAUUCACUUCAGACAAUAAGACGAAAAAUAUGUGGAGCAAUGUAUCUGCUCUCGCCUUGAGUCAGUACUUUCUCAUGUUUUCUAAACAUCAGAAUGUAUUUUCUCACAAAUACAGACAGAUUUGUUUUAUUGUUAAAUUAUUAUUGUUAAAUCAUCAUUACUAUUAGUAUUAUGACUAUCAUUAAAGAUUCACUUGGACAAUAUGAGGAAAAUUAUUGAGCAAUGUAGAUAGCAAAGUUAGUUUAUAUGUGGCUAAUAUAGCUAGCCAACAAUUCGUAGCUUAGAUUUCAAAAGUCAACUCUUAGACAAGAAUGGAUUCAUAAACAAUUGAUUAGAACUUUUUGUUGCAUGGAAUUUAAAAUAUUUCAAUACAAUAAGCUUUAGUUUUCCAUAGAUAUCAUGACUCUUACACAGUUUGAUGCUAUGUUGACCUUAUGAGUUAGCAACAUUGACCAGUAAAUUGUUCUAAUCUAUUUGGACUGUUGCCAAAAUGUAGGUAUUAUAUAUAAAUUCAGGUGUUAUUGAGGAUAAGUAUUGAUAAGACUAUUUGAGAGUUGAUAAGAUGUAUUUUUCUAUUGUCAGUAUGUACACUAGAUGGACGCUGCUAACUUAGAUUAAUUACGCUCUGAAUUAAUAUCUGAUCAAGGACCAGUCUCGCUGUUAUGUAACCAAAGGAAAAUACUUACAUAACAUUGUAUGUUCAUCAGUAUCACUAUCAGAUAGUUUGUGAUUUAAAUAAAAUUUUUAAAAAAGUA
Molecule: messenger RNA, 2436 nt
Organism: Lates calcarifer (barramundi perch)
Lineage: Eukaryota; Metazoa; Chordata; Actinopteri; Centropomidae
Product: peroxisomal succinyl-coenzyme A thioesterase
Exons: 11
Coding region: 194-1591 (465 amino acids)
Biological process (GO): fatty acid metabolic process; acyl-CoA metabolic process
Molecular function (GO): fatty acyl-CoA hydrolase activity
Source: RefSeq, a predicted model, not a curated record